GGGAGCCCGGCGGCGGCGGCGGCUGGUGUGGGGCGCGCCCCGAGGAGGCUGCAGUGAGCCGGGGUGGGGGGGUGGGGGCGGCCCCAUGUACGCCUUCUACUCGCUGCUGGUCUACAUCUUCUACACGCUCUUCCGCAAGGAUGCCGGCGGCUGCCAGGACCCGCUGGAGGCGGAGGAGGCCGCCGAGGGGAGUCAGCCGCGCCCCGCCGCCCGCCGCUGCCCUCGGGGCGCCACAGCUUUUCACACGGAGCCGCCGAAGAGCAGCAAGAAGCCCCCCCACAAGGACCUCUGGACGGAGCUGACGGAGCUGGACAGCAGCUCAGAAAGCGAGGGAGGAGGCAGCACCGAGGAGGAGGAAGAUGAGGAAGGCCCAGGCUGGGGGCCAUUGUGUGAUGCCCCCACACCGCUGACAGAAUUCCGGGCCCUCAAGGAAGAGGCCGCUGCUAAGCUCUUCCUGGCCGAGAUAGGGUCAGCUGGUCAAAAGACCCCUGAGUCCCCCCUCUUCUCCGUGAUGUCCCACCUGCUCUCCUUCCUGGAGCACUACGCCCAUUUGCAGCAGCUGCAGGAGAAGGCCGGAGAAUAUCGCUCCCGCCUGCGCAAGGAAGAGGGCCGUCGGUGCAAACAGCUGCGGGGGCUGAAGAGAGCCUACCGGCAGCGGGUGAAGGACAAGCUUAGCCUGAUCGAAAGUCUGGAGGGCAUCAUCUCCGAGCAGCAGGGCCUCCUAGAGAAGACCCGUGAAGGUAUGAAGCUGCCCUCGGCCUGCCUACUGUACCCUGUGGCCCCUGUGGGCGUCCAUCAGCUGGUGGAGUCCAUCGGUGCCCUCCAAGGAGAGAGGAGCCAACUGGUAGAGGAGGUUGCCAAACUCAGACAGCAGGUGGAGGAGCGGGAGAAGGAGAAGCGCCGUCUGGCAGGUGGCUUCUGCCGUCAGAUCCAAGACCUGAAGCAUCAGAUUCAAGAGCGGGAGGAAGAACUGGAGCGCCUUCGCCUGGGCAGGGGAGUGACUGACUCCGAGAAGCGGAUCCACAACCUGACAGUGGAGAACGAGGGCCUGAAGCAGAGUCUGGAGGUCACGCAGGGGCUCUUGCAGCAGCUGGUAACGGUGUCUGCUCAGCCCCCUGCCCCGAUGGCCAAGCAGAAGGGCAUUCCCGAGGGUGCAGAAAACGCAGGGAAAUGCAAACGUUGCAUCCUGCAGAGCGUUCUUCUGCACUCCUCCGUCCCCUGGAAGCCAGAGAGGUCGUCCUUCCCUUCAGGGACUGAGGAGACACCUGCUCCCUCUUAG
Molecule: messenger RNA, 1279 nt
Organism: Sphaerodactylus townsendi
Lineage: Eukaryota; Metazoa; Chordata; Lepidosauria; Squamata; Sphaerodactylidae
Gene: KIFC2
Product: kinesin family member C2
Exons: 8
Coding region: 86-1279 (397 amino acids)
Source: RefSeq, a predicted model, not a curated record